AUGCGCGUCCGCAUUCGUGGCCCGUCGGGCAUGUCACAGGUCAACAUGCCAGAUACCGCGACGUGGGGAGAACUCAAACACGAGAUAUCCGCGAAGACGUCUGUUGGCGAUUUCGAUGUCAAGUAUGGCUACCCACCACAGAAUCUGGAUACAACGAGCAUCGACAAUGAAACCAAGUUACUCGACAUCGGAAUCAAACUUGAUGGCGAACAGCUCAUCAUUAUGCCACGCGAUGUCCAACAGUCAUUACAUAACCCCAUGUCGGGUCAUGCCGACCCACAGAACCACGGGACCCUACCUCCUUUGCAGGACAUCCGACCUCCCCAACAUAAGCCGGGCGAUUUUCCUUCUGGUCAGACAAGAAGGGAGCAGGCAGCACCGCUCUCGCUCCAGAGAAAGCCUAACGAUGUUGAGAGUGAUCCACCUGAGGUCCCUGUGCCCGGUCUAGAGGGCGUUCUUGUUCUUCGUGUAAUGCCAGACGACAACAGCUGUAUGUUCAGAGCUUUGGGAAGUGCUGUCCUGGGUGAUGCGCUCGAUGCCAUGAAUGAGUUACGAUCUAUGGUGGCUCAAACUAUUCAAGCGAACCCCGACUUGUACACUGCCGGAAUGCUCGAAAAGGCACCGGACGACUACUGCCGAUGGAUUCAGCGGGACGAUUCUUGGGGAGGCGGCAUCGAACUCGCAAUUCUCUCUCAGCACUUUGACAUCGAGAUCUGCAGCAUCAACGUCCAAGAUUUGCGUAUCGAUCGCUUCAAUGAAGGCAAAUCGAGACGAUGCAUUCUGAUCUACUCUGGCAUCCAUUACGAUGUUGUUGCCGUCUCUCCUGGCCAUGGCACCAGUCCUGAGUUUGACAGAAAGGUCUUUGAGGUCGCUCAGAUCGAGGGCAUGGAAGGUGAAGAUGGCGGAGCUCUGCAGGCGGCCAGAGAGUUGUGUCAGACUUUGCAACAAAGACACUACUUUACGGACACGCACGGCUUCACUAUCAAGUGCAACAUCUGUGGCUGGACUGGCAAAGGCGAACAAGGUGCUACGGAGCAUGCCAAGCAGACUGGUCACAUGAACUUCGGCGAAGCGUGA
Messenger RNA from Aureobasidium subglaciale EXF-2481, 1077 nucleotides. RefSeq lists its product as uncharacterized. Bases 1 to 1077 code for a protein of 358 amino acids. The transcript is spliced from 2 exons. NCBI's taxonomy places the organism in Eukaryota, Fungi, Ascomycota, Dothideomycetes, Dothideales, Saccotheciaceae. Gene Ontology annotation, cellular component: nucleus; cytosol. Gene Ontology annotation, molecular function: cysteine-type deubiquitinase activity. The record is from RefSeq and is a predicted model, not a curated record. Gene Ontology annotation, biological process: protein deubiquitination; endoplasmic reticulum unfolded protein response.